Messenger RNA from Carassius auratus (goldfish), 5164 nucleotides. It is a transcript of the gene trak1b, whose product is annotated as trafficking protein, kinesin binding 1b. Gene Ontology annotation, biological process: anterograde axonal transport of mitochondrion; mitochondrion distribution; endosome to lysosome transport. NCBI's taxonomy places the organism in Eukaryota, Metazoa, Chordata, Actinopteri, Cypriniformes, Cyprinidae. The transcript is spliced from 16 exons. Bases 890 to 3385 code for a protein of 831 amino acids. Gene Ontology annotation, molecular function: myosin binding; GABA receptor binding. Gene Ontology annotation, cellular component: mitochondrion; dendrite; cytoplasmic vesicle. The record is from RefSeq and is a predicted model, not a curated record.
CGCGUUUGACGUGUGACGUCACAGACAUUGCGGCGCUCUCAGAUUGAGAAUGAAAGGAGGUGAUACAGGAGGAAAGGAUGAUGAAUAGGAUGGGCAAAAUAAGAGGAAAUAAGAAGUAAGGUUCAGCGGUUUUAGGAGAUUCGACGCCUGCUGUUGAAGACAUCUGUAACAAUCCCGUUGUAACGUUAGUGAAACAAUCCGACAAUCUAGGUUAUCGGUUCUUUAGAGACAAAAGCAGAAUUGAAGACUGUGCUUUAUGGUUGACGUGACUAACGCCGUCCAUUUGGAGAAAUAAGUUCAUCUGUGGUUCAUCUGCGCGUAUUAUCCGGACGACGAUAAAUUAAUUAACGUUAACGCUACAUGAUUUCCACACGAACUGGAGUUUCCUUACUUAGGGGCAAAGCUGGGCAUGUUGUAGUAUCUCACUGAGAAGUUGCCAAGCUGGACGAGUCCAGUUCUGAGUGCUCAAGAUCAGAUCCUACAGAAGCUGUACACCUUGGACCCAUCCCUGAAGAGCAGUAUGUAGGCGAAGGAACUGAGGAACCAGUGCCUCAAGCGCCACACGCCUGCUACAGGGACGCAGAAACAAUCACAGGUCAGAACGCAUGUGAAUGUGUGUUGUUUCAUAUAAGUGUUGAUUUGCACAUCUCGGUCUCUCUCUGUUGUAGAUGUUUGUAACAGCACAGAGCUCCCUGAGGUGGAGAUUAUCAGUCUGUUGGAGGAGCAGUUGCCAGUCUACAGGCUCAGGGCAGACUGUGUGUACGGCUAUGAGCACGACGACUGGAUCCACACACCUCUCAUCUCGCCAGACACACGCAUAGACCUCACCUCAGAGCAGAUCGAGGAGACACUCAACUACUUUUUACUAUGUGCUGAGCGAGUGGGCCAGAUGACCAAGACCUACAAUGACAUCGACGCUGUCACAAGACUUCUGGAGGAGAAAGAGCGGGAUCUGGAGCUCUCCGCCCGCAUCGGUCAGUCCCUCCUGAAGAAGAACCAUGUUCUGUCAGAGCAGAACGAAUACCUGGAGGAACAAGUGGGCACCAUCAGGGAGGAGGUGGCUCAGCUGCACCAUGAGUUGAAUCUAAAAGACGAGCUCCUGCAGUUCUACACUAAUGCAGCGGAGGAGAGCGAAGAGGGGUCUGGAUCGCCCACGAGUCAGCAGGGAAGGGCAGGAGUUUCUGCUCGUGGUGGUUCCUCUCUGGACAUCCUGCAGCAAAAACUACGAGACCUGGAGGAGGAAAAUCUCUCUCUCAGAUCAGAGGCAAGUCAGCUGAAGUCUGAGACUGAGUCCUAUGAGGAGAAGGAACAGCAGCUGGUGAACGACUGCGUCAGAGAGCUAAGGCAGUCCAGCAUCCAGAUCUCCAGUAUAGCAGAAGAACUGGCCAAAAAAACCGAAGAUGCCUCUCGCCAACAGGAGGAAAUCACCCACCUUCUCUCUCAGAUAGUGGACCUGCAGAAAAAAGCCAAAACCUUUGCUGUCGAGAACGAAGAACUUUCUCAGCACCUUUCAGCAGCUAAAGAUGCUCAAAGACAGCUUACAGUUGAGCUCCAGGAGCUGGAGGAGAAAUACUCCGAGUGCAUUGAAAUGCUCCAUGAGGCUCAGGAGGAGCUCAAGAACCUACGGAACCGCAGUGUGUCCGCAGGAACUCCUCGACGCUAUCACCCUCUGGGAAUUUUCCCCAUGGACUCCCUGGCUGCUGAAAUUGAGGGAACCAUGAGGAAGGAAUUGAGUCUGGAGAAUCCUGACAAUGAAGAACAGAGGGUUCGUCAUAAGCGUGUGUUCGAGACCGUGAAGAACAUCAACCAGUCUGUCAGACAGCGAUCUGCUAAUUCUGCUACCAACAUCCCUGGGUCCAAUCAGACGCUCUCCUCCCUUAGCUCCGCCCUCUCUGACAGCAAUGCAGCGCCUGAUAACCGUACACAGAGCAUGCUCCAGGAGACCGGCCCCUCAGAUGCUGCUGUGGACGCCCCUGAGAAGCGCUCUGGCUCUGAGGAGCUCAAACUCGCUCUGAGGCGACUGUCUCUGCGGCGGCAGAACUGUCUGAGCGAGCGUCUCUUCUUUGAGGGGGAGCGGGAGAGGCGUAACCGAGAGCCAGCGGACAGUGGAGAUUACUCAAACAGGCUGGUGCACAGCGAGAGCAUCAUGUCCCUGGGCGCUUGGGCCAGCCGGCCCUAUCUUCCCGACAAGCUCCAGAUUGUCAAACCUCUGGAAGGCUCGGCUACGCUUCAGCACUGGCAGCAGUUGGCUCAGCCUAAUCUGGGCGGUAUCCUGGAUGCCCGACCUGGUGUGGUCCCGAAAGGCUUCCGUCCCUUGGAGCUGGACCUGGAGGAAGUCUAUCACUAUGCCGAUUAUGAGGAAGAUGAGCCUGGAGAGCAGUAUUUCCAGAACCUUCCCACCACAACCACAUCCAUUUCCAGUGUACCUGCUUCCCAUAGCCUCGCCCCCUCAGCCUCCCCGUCACCAUGUCUCAGCACAGGUCACGCUUCCAUCGAGUUCUCAAUGUAUUUCCCGGGCAAAUGCAUGGCUCACACAAGUUCAACCUACACCUUCACCACCUGCAAAAUCCUCCAUCCAUCUGAUGAGCUCACAAGAGUGACACCCAGUUUAAACCCCGUCCCCACCUCGUCCUGCGUGAUGUCAAGCAGUAUCCGCUCGACCCCUGCCGUCACGCCGUGUACUCCUCGGAGAAUGAGUCUGUCCCAGUCUCAGUCAUUCACCAACCUGCGGGACUCCACCAAAACCUUCAGCACAUCCUUGGGCCUGGUUCGCCUCCUGCAGGAGAGGGGCAUCUCUGCUGCCGUGUACCAGCCUCAGAGCUGGGAUAGAGGAAGCGGAGGAGUCCUCUUCUCCACCUCAGUUCUUCCUCCUCCUCCUCCCGACCCGAACAGACCCACCACUCCGCCAAAUUCCCCCACCCGUUGCACUCCCAGCCCAGGUUCAGCGGUUUCUGAUUCGGACACCUCCAUGCCUUUCUCUUUCAAGAGCCCGUCCUAUGAAAACUUCUUGGCUUCCAAGCCAGCAAGGUCUAUUUUGAAAGAGGUGGCAGGGGUGUCUGGGGCUCAGGCUAAAGACUGUGAGAGCCAAACUGAUGUCAGUAUGUAUAGUCUCAACUUGGUGGAUAAGCUGAAAAGGUUAGGGUUGGCAAGCCCUGGGGCUUCUGGGGCAACGGGGGGAGGGAUUCCAAGGCCAAGCCCACUUAUAGGUCCUCUGGGUGGGCUUCGGAGGGCAGGGUCCCCCUUUAGUCCCCUAAAUGAAGGUAUGAGGAGGAAUCGAAGCUAUCCUGCUAUGGUUGGGGCCAGUAUGGCAAUGAAGGGCCCCGGUCCUCAAGGGGACGAAAUGCUACUGGCUCCUAAACUACCCAAGCAGACAAGUCUUAAAUAAUCAGUUAUGCAUAAUAAUGAAUCACACAAUCAGUGGAUUGUACCUUAUUAUCUUACUAACACAGAAUUCAAGUCAUAACUUAAUAUAUAUAUAUAUAUAUACACUUAAAAAAACACUCUCACAUAAAGUGAUAAUUCACCCCCCCCUCCAAAAGGAAACUUUGAUAUUUACUCACCCUUAUAUCAUUCCAAAUCGGACUUCACGCUCCAUUAUUUGACCUUGUUGACUUUUGUUGCCCUUUUAAGUUAAUCAUACUGAAAAAUGUUGAUUUAAUUUACAUGUUGUUUCAAACCUGUAUUUCUUUUUUUCUGCUGAACACAGAGGAGGAUAUUUUGAAAAAUGUUGGCAGCUAAACAGUUAAAGAAUAUAGACAUUAAAAUUACCUUUGAAAUCACUGGGAACCAGAACUAUUAGGUUAUAAACACUCUUGAAAAUAUCUUCUUUUGUUUUCAGCAGAAGAAUCAAAUGCUUACAGGUUUGGAACAACAUGAAAGUGAGCAAAUGAUGAGAGGAUUUUAAUUUGUAUCUUAAUAAAAACACACAUAUGCAGAUGGUGGUUUAUUUUUAUUCAUGCUGAUCUGUCUGUAUGUUCUCUCCUCACUAACUCCUUGAUUUGCCCUGUACAAUCUAAUGUGACGUAUCCUGUACAGAUGGUGCUGAUCGUAUGUAACCUUUGACCUCACUUUGACUUCCCAGCCAGUGCACAUGCAGGAAGGAAUAAAUCAACAAAAACCAAAUGAACUAGAAACUCUGCAGUCACAUGUAUGGUUCAUUCACUAUGAAUUAGAGCGAAGUUCAGUUAUCACACUUGAUGUGUAUUUUUCGAGCUAAGGGCAUUUCCAGGGUAUAGGAUAAUGUAUCGAUCCGGGAUCAAUGGUGUUCUGUUCCUGCUUUUGGCAUCUAUAAAAUGUAUUUUCCCUGGUUGCCUGCUUGUUUUGAAGGAUGGCAUUUGAGUUGAUGUAUUGAUGCUAGCAGAUAGGAUGUGCAGCACUGGUUUAAUCACCCACCUCGACCAACUCUCUAUUCCUACAUUACUCUGUCUAUAUUUAUCUUUCUGUCUCAGGGCCAUCCUUAGCUGAUGCGGGGCGCGGUGUGAGGUAGGAAGCAGGGUCCCCUCGGUCCCUUCGCUGCGGGGCCCAGUUUUGAACGCACCAGUUCCACUGCUCAAAGGAUGGCCCUGGCCUGUCUAUACCUUUUUUUUUUAAGUAGAUAAAUCUUUAAUAAUGAAGUGACAACUGUAGCUUUUCAUUCGAUGAGUGGGUAAAUGAAUUGAGAGUUAUUGGCUACAUGAAAAGCCUGAUUUCAGAAAGUGCUUGCUGUCUUGCUGGUUUUCUAUAUAAAAAAGCGAGUGCCUGUAUUUCAGUCAUCUGUCAUGUCAGAGUUUUUACUGAACACCUGGAAAACGUUGGAGAGCACUAAUGAGCACUGAGCGAUUUUAUUCUCUUUAUUUAUUCAUUUACCAUGUUUUGUUGUUUCAUGUUAUUUGAAAUGUGCACUUUGACUUUCUAAUGUGCUGUUUAACACCCACCUGUUUCAUAACGUUUUUGAGAUUUAGUUGCUCUCAGGUAAUGGUCGUACAAGGGAAAAGCUUUUAGAUUAGUGACUACGCAAUAAUGUUCGUUUGAAUAAUUUUAUUUUCAAAUAAAAAAAUUUUGCUUCUUGUCUGUCGAUACCCAUAACUGUCACUAGAGGUCAGUGUGUCUUCACUCAUUUGUUUUCCUUCCUUAUUUUGCACAACCUGCUGAUGGAAAUUACAAAUAAAAUUUGGGACUUUCUUGA